Molecule: messenger RNA, 876 nt
Organism: Aspergillus mulundensis
Lineage: Eukaryota; Fungi; Ascomycota; Eurotiomycetes; Eurotiales; Aspergillaceae
Product: holocytochrome c synthase CYC3
Exons: 3
Coding region: 1-876 (291 amino acids)
Biological process (GO): cytochrome c-heme linkage
Cellular component (GO): mitochondrion
Molecular function (GO): holocytochrome-c synthase activity
Source: RefSeq, a predicted model, not a curated record
AUGCAUGUAUCAAAUCCUUCACCUCAAAUUACUCCCGAGACCCAGAGCGCCUGUCCUGUCCGAUCCGCAGACUCGCCCUUCUUCGUGCUCCCCAAGUCUUCUUCUCCCCAAGAGCCUGCUGCGCCAGAGGCGAAACAGUCAACACUAUCCAAGCUCAAUCCGUUGAACUACAUGUUUUCAUCUCUCUCGCAAGAGCGAGCUCCGAACCAGACCGUUGACCUAGGCGUGGAACGUGAGGUCUCAUCUAUACCUCGAGGCGACUCGGAAGGGAACUGGGAAUAUCCCUCUCCGCAGCAGAUGUAUAACGCUAUGUUGCGAAAAGGGUACACAGACACUCCGCAGGAUGCCGUGGAGGCCAUGGUUGCAGUUCACAACUUUUUGAACGAAGGCGCUUGGGAUGAAAUUGUCAACUGGGAACGCAUUUUCUCCAAAGGAUUGUCCCACGGAUGGGAGAAGUGUCGACGAGGCGAAGAGAACAUUCCCCUAGAGCUGGCCAAAGAAGAAUAUUAUUGUACUGCAACUACAACUCCCCCACGUCUUGUGAGGUUCCAGGGCCGGCCACAAGAGCUUACGCCGAAAGCACAGUUCUUCCAGCUUCUUGGCCAGCUAUAUCCGUCGAAGUUUGAGACGAAGCCUCCAUUUGACCGACAUGACUGGUACGUGGUGCGCGAUACACCGUCGGGUCCCAAGGAGAUUCGCUACGUGAUCGACUACUAUUCUGGACCUCCAGAGCCGACAGGAGAACCUGUCUUUUACCUUGAUAUUCGGCCCGCCUUGGAUACACCCACAGCUGCCGUCGAGCGCCUUAUGCGCUGGGGGGGUAAUGUCUGGUAUAAAGCCAGCGGAGGCGCUGUCCGAGAAAAUGGCGGAAACUGA